Messenger RNA from Caenorhabditis remanei, 426 nucleotides. RefSeq lists its product as uncharacterized. Gene Ontology annotation, cellular component: nucleosome. Lineage: Eukaryota; Metazoa; Nematoda; Chromadorea; Rhabditida; Rhabditidae. Gene Ontology annotation, molecular function: structural constituent of chromatin; DNA binding; protein heterodimerization activity. The record is from RefSeq and is a predicted model, not a curated record. The transcript has 3 exons. The coding region runs from base 1 to 426 and encodes 141 amino acids.
AUGGCCGGAGGAAAAGGAAAGGCUGGAAAGGACUCCGGAAAGUCCAAGUCUAAGGUCGUCUCGAGGAGCGCUCGAGCUGGACUCCAAUUCCCAGUCGGACGUAUUCAUCGUUUCUUGAAGCAGAGAACCACUUCCAGUGGACGUGUUGGAGCCACAGCCGCAGUUUACAGUGCCGCAAUCCUCGAGUACCUUACUGCUGAAGUUCUCGAACUCGCAGGAAACGCCUCCAAGGAUCUUAAGGUGAAGCGUAUCACCCCGAGACAUCUCCAUCUCGCCAUCCGAGGAGACGAAGAGCUCGACACUCUCAUCAAGGCAACCAUCGCCGGAGGAGGAGUCAUCCCACACAUCCAUCGUUACUUGAUGAACAAGAAGGGAGCUCCAGUUCCAGGACAAAAGCCAGGAGCACCAGGACAACCACAACAAUGA